Messenger RNA from Bactrocera latifrons, 1107 nucleotides. RefSeq lists its product as uncharacterized. NCBI's taxonomy places the organism in Eukaryota, Metazoa, Arthropoda, Insecta, Diptera, Tephritidae. The transcript has 5 exons. The record is from RefSeq and is a predicted model, not a curated record. Bases 50 to 940 code for a protein of 296 amino acids.
CAUAAAAUAUAAUUGGUUUUUCAUUGAUUUCGAAAAUUACGCGCCGUAUAUGAAUAUGGAUAUAUUAAAUCCACAAGAAAACGACGGUAUAGGUCUGAUAAUAGAACCUGGAUAUACAUGGAAUGAAAUGCGUGAGAACGUAAUGAAUUCUUGUUUAAAAAAAAAGUUUCAUAUCAUUUUAGACGGAGAUCACAAAACAGAUGAAGUGUACAGAAAAAUACUGGAUUUGUUAAACUCCGAAUUGAACUUAGAUGAAAUAACCAGCCUUUUCGUUAUUGUUGGCACUCUUUACUUUAUUGAAGCUACACCUCUAAACAUGGAAUGGCGUACACAACUUUUGCAAAAAACAUUUAACUACACAGACACAUUAAGCCCAAUGCACCUUCAUUUAGCGACUAAACGACUUUGGACAAGUCUAAAAAAAAAGGAGACGGACGUGUUCAAUAUACUUGAACUUUGUAAUCAAAUGGUUAUCAUAAGUGAAACAGCUAGAGCUAUUUCUAUUUGUCUUAUGUGGACCAUACUCUCUGAAAUAACAGAAACUCCUAGCGAAAUGUAUUGCUUCAGGCAGUUCAUGAAGUUACUCGAAAUGCUGAAUAAUAUAGAAAAUGAGACACUGCAGGAGGAGGAAAAUACUAAAAUUGUUUAUAUUUUAGUGCGAGUUUUAAGUUAUCUUAUAAAUGUCAUUCUCUGUGAUGCUCAAAAUGAGGAUAUUAUUAAAGCCGGCUACCGCAUGUACUUUAAAUACACUUCUUCAUUUUUAAAGCAACUUUUGAAUUGGUGCGAAAAUUUUAAAAAGACUAUAGAUUCCUGCCCAAAACCAAAGCAAAUUCAAACUGAUUGGGAUCUCCGUAUGAUGAUUACUGAGCACAUCAGCUUUAAUAUCAUUAAUGUUCUUCAAGAUAGAAUAGAACAGAUGAGUGCACCGGAUUAUACCUAGGAUAAAUUUAAGUUAGAAGUUUUACAUAAUUCAGCUAAUUAUGUAUAUGUAUAAUUUUUUAAGUACUAUAUGUUUUUGUAUAUAAACUACAUUUAAUGUAUUGCACACGAAAUAAAAUUUUGUCAUUUAAAACGUUGUAUAAACGUAUUAUAUGAGUCUGUACAAUU